Scleropages formosus (Asian bonytongue) is the source of this 900-nucleotide messenger RNA. RefSeq names its product serine/threonine-protein kinase pim-1-like. Lineage: Eukaryota; Metazoa; Chordata; Actinopteri; Osteoglossiformes; Osteoglossidae. Bases 1 to 900 code for a protein of 299 amino acids. The transcript is spliced from 6 exons. Gene Ontology annotation, molecular function: protein serine/threonine kinase activity; ATP binding. Gene Ontology annotation, cellular component: cytoplasm. Gene Ontology annotation, biological process: protein autophosphorylation; negative regulation of apoptotic process; regulation of mitotic cell cycle. The record is from RefSeq and is a predicted model, not a curated record.
AUGGAGUCAAGAGAAGGAGGGGAGAGGAGACGGGAGAAGAGGGUUGUGGACAGGUGGACCAGGAAAGGGCCUUUGCAGGAUCUCUAUUCCCAAGGGGCACUACUGAGCGAGGGCGGUUUCGGAUGCGUCUAUGAAGGCUUUCGGAAGGCAGAUGGAUUGCCGGUGGCCAUAAAAUAUGUAUCAAAAAUGCAAGCAAAGCAGACAAUAGAUAUGUAUCAUCCAACUUCAUGUCAACACCACCUCCCCCUACUACCAUCACAGGAUAGGCUCAUUCCUCGGGAGGUAGCACUGAUGAAGUUGGUAAACCCUGUGCCAGCCAGUCCUCACAUUGUGCAGCUCAUUGAGUGGUUUGACUUGUGCACUGAGUUUGCCAUAGUGCUCGAAAGGCCAUACCCCUGCCAGGACCUACUUGACUUUAUCACAGACCGGGGCUACAACUUGACUGAGGAUGAGGCUCGAAAAGUGAUGCUGCAGGUGUUGGAGGCUCUGAGGACCUGCCAGGACCGGGGUGUUGUCCACAGAGACUUAAAGCCUGACAACCUAUUGAUCCAAACCAACACACUGCAGGUCAAAUUAAUAGACUUUGGAUGUGCGACAUAUCUGAAGGACACACCUUACAAUGACUUUGAGGGGACAGAGAUAUACUUCCCCCCCGAAUGGUUUCUGCAGAAGCAAUACCUGGCAGGUCCAGCUACUGUCUGGUCUUUUGGGGUCACACUGUACACUGUGUUACACUCCCACCUGCCAUUCCCUGGCAGAGAUGAAAUUGUCAAACACAUUCUCGUCAUCCGGCCAGAGAUUUCAGAUACAUGUCGUCAUCUCAUUUUGUGGUGUCUGGAACCCCAAGCAGCAAAUCGCCCAACACUUGAGCAGAUGGAGCAUCAUCCAUGGUUCCACUAG